Molecule: messenger RNA, 630 nt
Organism: Leptomonas pyrrhocoris
Lineage: Eukaryota; Euglenozoa; Kinetoplastea; Trypanosomatida; Trypanosomatidae
Product: putative target of rapamycin (TOR) kinase 1
Exons: 1
Coding region: 1-630 (209 amino acids)
Source: RefSeq, a predicted model, not a curated record
AUGGACGACGCUACGCGCUUGCUGGAAGCGCGCAUCAUAGAGAAGGCACCCGAUGCGGAUACGCGUGGUUGGAUCCACCCCUUCUCGGUGGUGGAGGAGAAGCCCUCAGGCAAGCGCCGACGGUGGAUCGCCUGGCCGCGGGAGAAGAACGAGCAGGACCUUUACGAGACACAGCUGGACGACUUACGACACAUCGGCGAGUAUAUGUCCAGUGUUCAUGACGAGUGUGCCACCGUCAUGGAUCUCAAGGCCUCGUUCUUCCAGGUUUCGCUCCCCGUGCACACACGCAGGAACUUCCGGUGCCAUUUUCAGGACGGCACUUUGGUUCAGUUGACCCGUGUGCUCAUGGGCUACAAAGCCAGUCCUGAGCUUCUGCAGAUCGUCACUUUGACGCUCGCCGCCCAUCCGCGCUACGUCAAACGUAGUUUGGCCGUCCCCACGGGUGGCAGUGUCGAUGUUUGGAUCGACAACAUUCGUUUGUUCGGUAAGAGAGACGAAGUUGAAGUUGCUCAACAGCAGGUUCUGGUGUGUGCUGCGAACUGUGGCGCUGCUUUUGGCGAGGUCGAGAAGUGCGCCACCACUUACGAAUUUUUGGGUGUUAACUUCUCGCACGGCACCCGGACUGUUUAG